Pleurotus ostreatus (oyster mushroom) is the source of this 1413-nucleotide messenger RNA. RefSeq lists its product as uncharacterized. The record is from RefSeq and is a predicted model, not a curated record. Lineage: Eukaryota; Fungi; Basidiomycota; Agaricomycetes; Agaricales; Pleurotaceae. The transcript is spliced from 8 exons. Bases 1 to 1413 code for a protein of 470 amino acids.
AUGCGGAGCCUCAACAGAUUACCGCUAGACGAUGAUCUCGUUGACCGUGUAUUCACCUUUCUGCCGACUUUCGACGCACUGCAGGCCUUUCUCCUAACCUCCAAGUCCAUUUAUCAAGUCUACCUGAGGUAUCCAGAAUCAAUCGUCCGAAAUGUGGCAUACAAUGUUGCAGGACCUGCUUUGCCUCAGGCCAUGCAAUUGGUUGAAUACAGGCGCAAGCUGGAAGACGCCAGAAACCAGGACGAUGAGACGAAGUCCGUCGACCUUCCUGAAGAAUCAACCACUGUGAAGCAUAUCUCCACCGACGCAGCGCAUCAGCUCGCGAGAAUCGCAAAGGCUGCUACUGGUCUCGAGGAUAUAUUCAGCCGCAUACAUAAGGACCGUUGCUCACGAACGAGCUCGUUGACAACACUCGAAUCGUGGCGGUUUCGUUGUGCGGUAUACAGGAUCAUACUUUUCUCUGCGCACUUUGGACCAAGGUUCGCUUAUUUGGAAGAUGACGAGACGGAUUCAGACGAUUCUACUGAGAGAAAUGAAGAUCUCCUGCAGCAGUGUAUCGCAUUCCUUGAUGAAAUGCUGGACCCCGAGCUUUUGGAAAUUCGGGCAGUGAUGUUGUUCUUCUCGGAGUUAGUUAGUCAGAUUAAAGUGGUGGGACAUCCAGCGGGGCUGGGCGUAGCAUCUCGAGGAUUUGCUCUCAUGGUUGGACCGGAGGCCAUCCUCGAGUCCGUCCUUACUCGGUCGACAGGCCCACUCCAAGAAGCAGAGACAUACACACCUGAGAACGUCCCGGCGACUCUACACCCUGGGUUCCUAGAAGACCCGCUAACGACCUUACUCCAGAAGAGGCGAAUCCCUAUUCCACCCUCGAAUGAAACCUGGCGCGCACUGUUACAUGAAAUCAAGGGCGAAAAUGAUCAGUGUGAACGCUGUCAAAGUGUUUGUGGUAUGGCACUCUACAAUGAACAUAACUGGGAUCUCCUUCAGGGCAUCAUGCGACCCCACGAAGUGGUAGGACUCUUUAAGGGGCGAUUGAGGCUUGCUCAAAGCGCCAUCGACCUCGUAAAUCGCCUCAACACGAACACCACCAUAGACGAAAUUAUCAGCGAAAUAUUUGAUGAGAUCAAGUCUGUUGAAGAUACGACUGAGCGGACGCAUUGGCUUUGCUUCUCAUGCGUGUGUGAGUUUGUCUCAGGGUAUCUCCACUAUUGGCUGCGUGAAACCCGCAGGAAAGAGGGUAAGGUAAUCCACGAAGACUGUAUGGCUAUAAUUGCCGAACGCAAGUCCACAACAGAGCCCAUGCUGAUAAACUCAACCACCUCUGCGAUCCUACCAGAGGCGAUCCCUAACACCGGACACCGGACACUGGGCCUGGCAUCUGAACUGAAUAAAACCGAUUUGAGCAUUGGGAUUUAG